CGCCCGCCUCCCUUCCAACGCCCCGCCUCCGCGCGCCCGUUUUUCUGUGCCCCCUCGUCCCCACCACGGUGAAGCUCUGCUGGGACGUGUGCGGCUCCUAAGCCACCUGACAGCCGACGACCACUUCAGCACCAGGACCCUCUGGUUUGGGACUCUGACAUGGCGUCCAUCAAGAAGGUUGCUUUCUCCGUGCUCAGCCGGGAGCAGUCAGAAGGGGUUGGAGCGCGUGUUCGCAGAAGCAUUGGCCGACCCGAGUUAAAAAAUCUGGAUCCAUUUCUGUUGUUGGACGAGUUUAAAGGUGGUAGACCAGGUGGAUUUCCUGAUCACCCACAUCGAGGAUUUGAAACAGUCUCUUACCUCUUGGACGGGGGCAGCAUGGCCCAUGAAGACUUCUGCGGACACUUCGGUCAGAUGAACCCAGGAGACCUGCAGUGGAUGACGGCAGGCCGGGGCAUCCUGCAUGCCGAGAUGCCUUGCUCCGAGGAGCCGGCCCAUGGCCUGCAGCUCUGGGUGAAUCUGCGCAGCUCCGAGAAGAUGGUGGAGCCACAGUACCAGGAGCUGAAAAGUACCGAAAUCCCCAAGCCCAGUCAGAAUGGAGUGACCGUCGCUGUCAUUUCCGGAGAAGCGCUGGGGGUGCAGUCCAAGGUUUACACACGCACACCAACCUUGUAUUUGGACUUCAAAUUGGACCAAGGAGCAAAGCAUUCCCAGCCGAUUCCUCAAGGGUGGACAAGUUUCAUUUAUACCUUAUCUGGAAAUGUGCACAUUGGACCUGACCAGGCACAGCAGAAAAUAGAACCUCAUCACACAGCCGUGCUGGGAGAAGGUAGCACUGUCCAAGUAGAAAAUAAGGAUCCUGAGAUAAGCCACUUCGUACUCAUUGCUGGGGAGCCAAUAAAAGAACCAGUUGUCCAACAUGGUCCAUUUGUGAUGAACACCAAUGAGGAGAUUUCUCAGGCUAUUCUUGAUUUCAGAAAUGCCAAAAAUGGGUUUGAACGAGCCAGAACCUGGAAAUCAAAGAUCGGAAACCAGUGAAAGGCACAGGAGCAGGUGUCUCUCCCUGGAGGAACUUGGCGAUUGACAGCAUUCAGUAUGCUAACACAUCCCCUUUCCCAUGCUGAUCUAGUUAUGCUUUCAAAGUAAUAGCUGUUGUUUUUUUCUAUAAUAAUGUGCAUGAGGUAUUGCCAGGCACGAGAAAAUAAACAAAUGACUGCUUCUUUAAAAACCAGUGCUCUUCAUUUUGGCCUAAGUCACUAAAUCGCUGUUGGGAAAAUCAUUUUGUGUGCACUAGUCUUUUCAGAGGUAUAUGGGUGCUUUCUAUGUCUUUGUGCAAGCAUGAGAGUUUGCUUUUUUUUUUUAAGAAACAAAUCAGCUGUUUUCUGCUCUCACUACCAUCUGAGGUCUCUUCCUAGUCCAGGUUCCGUGGGUUUCACAUUACAGGUUAUCUGCAUGAAAAUAACAGCAGUCCCCAGAGCUUGAGUCAGUUUCUCAAACUGCCCUGCUAUUGGUAGGGACACACAGGAUCACAGCCAAGACUUCCUUGCAUUUCCUGCCAGAAUCUGUGUCUGAUUUAAGACACAUGCUUCUGCAAGCUUCCAUGCGGUAGUGAAGUUGGAAUCCAGAAUUGGGGUCCGGCCUUUUGUGACUGCAAACACUGGUGGCCACACCACUUCCUUCCAAAGCAACUCCAACCUGGGGCGUAGGCUGCAGAGAUUUUUUUGUCAUUGGUUGGAUAGGAAAUGAAUUUAGAGUGCUUUCUCAUUUCAAGGGGAAGACAUGUCCACCUCCUGAUCACGUUCGGAGCAGGAGAACAUUACUUGUUUUUAUUUUUUCUCAUCUGUCUUCCUCCACCCCAUGAGAUUGUGCAAAAAUCUACCUUGACUAAUUGAAGUUGUUUCAUUGGAUUUUGAUCACAACCGAUUAUUUGUUUUUUCCAUGUGAAGUCUUGGGGUUUCGAACUUUCCUUCUGGAGAAUGCCUUUUGAAACAGUUUUCUCUAGCUGCCUGAUGUCAACAGCUUGGUAAUCAGUGGCUUUUAAAACAUUCAAAAUGUACAGACAGUGGGCCGUGGUGAAUAUUUUCAUGAUGUCUUAUCUGCAGUUGGUACAAGGCUCCAGUUAUGACCACGGACCAGUGAAGGUAGGUGAGCCCAUUUUUUAUUGCAGUGUGGAUUCCUUUUUAACUGGCUUAUGCAGAGGACUAAAUUCCUCUGCCCCCACAAUCUCUGAGACCCUAUGAAAAUGCAAAACUCUUUUCAUUGUGGGCAGCCUCUAGCCCGCAUUUGUUAACACUCUUCUGUUUUUUUAGGCUUAGUGGGGUGGGGGGGGUCUUUUUGAGAUGUAACAGAACAUGAGUAGUCUGGAAGCUUUUCAGAUGAGGGGAGUUUCUCCUCUGCUGCAUAUGCAACGAGCACAAUGAUUUCUAAUGAAGCCCCUGUUUCGUCCUUCAGACACAGCUAACAUUGUGGGCCAUUUAUUUUCAGGUUGGUUGAGUUGAGAGCAGACAACAUUAGCUUACUUGGUUUAGAUCAUUCCCGCUCUAAUCGGAGAGCUUUCUGCAGGCGUUUUUGCUCUGGUCCGAGUUCCUCUUUGCCACCAUAUGCAAAAAUGUUUCCUCAGGAGUCACUUUUAUUUGUUGUUAUAUGAAUCUUGUCAGGUUCAGCAGUAAAAUCAGUGUGUCUAGGAGCAAUUGUCUCAAGAUCUGUGAGUUGAGAAUAGUGCAAAAGAAUGAGCUAGGACACGUUGACUAAUUUUUUCCCCCAGCUCUAGGUAUUUCAUAGGUAAUGUUUUCUUCAGCUUUUUAUUUUGAAAAUGAUUCUGAUAGAAUUGUUUUGACUGAGGUAGUACAAAACUGUUAUUGAUUUAGAAGUUUCUGGCUGUGAACAGUCAAAUGUGGGUGUGAAUUUUUGUAAACUCUUGGGAUAUGUGUUUUCAACCGGGGUAAUUGCACCCCCAACAGGGGAAAAUUAGUCCUUGUGGGUAAAAAGCUUUCGUUUUGUUAUGGCCACAGUAUAUAACAAGAGAUAUACAUAUCAGGGAAACAGUACUUGAGGAACGCUCCUGUACUAAAACUUCAUGGGGAAAAUAUCUUGCAAAAGGCUGAAGAAGGUGGAGUAAUCAACUUGUCUUGCAGUCAGCACCCUAAGAUUCUAAAUUCCAAAUAUGCCUGGAAUAACCACAGUUCUGGGCUCCGGGACAUUGCCACCAGCCUAGGUGUUGGAUCAUUGUGCACUCAAAACGUAGGUGACAGGAGUUGAAAUCAGACUUGCUGGAAACACCCAAGACUUUUCAGGGUGUGUAGGCUUUCCUGAAAAUUUGUAGGUCUCGGGAAUCCUUUAAAUGAACUUUGUUCAUAGAGUAUUUUUUUAAUCCCAGGACUUUUUUCCUGCAUGGAGUUUUAAAUGUUUUCCAUAUCAUUUUGAAAGCGCUAGUUGAUGUGUUGAUACAAGAGCAGACUCUGAUAUAUUGGAACUAAGUUACAUUCAUGCAGUGCAUCAGUUCUCUUAAAGAGCACGGACACGGAGAACUCUUAGGUGUCCUGGGCACAGUGAGGUUGGAUAUAUUUUCAUUUGGGACCAUGGGGUGCCUAUUUUGCAUGUAGGAGUUCAAUCCCCUGGCAGCACAUGGCCCACACACCAUUGGAAGUGAGCCCCAGGCAUUGCAAACAUGUCUUUCAACAUGGAAGCAGUGACAUUAUGUACUUAAUAAUACUAUCAGCAUUUGACUUUGUAUGUGAAGUUCCUUUAAUUUUGUAAUAAAAUUGUAUUUAUUACUUAUAA
This is a messenger RNA of Sorex araneus (European shrew), 3777 nucleotides long. RefSeq names its product pirin (gene PIR). The transcript has 10 exons. The record is from RefSeq and is a predicted model, not a curated record. Bases 160 to 1035 code for a protein of 291 amino acids. Gene Ontology annotation, biological process: monocyte differentiation. Gene Ontology annotation, molecular function: quercetin 2,3-dioxygenase activity. Gene Ontology annotation, cellular component: nucleus. NCBI's taxonomy places the organism in Eukaryota, Metazoa, Chordata, Mammalia, Eulipotyphla, Soricidae.